UGACAUGCAAAAGACAAUCUUGUUUUCCAGGAUUCUACGACUCCAGCACCGACUGCGGAGAAAUAAUUGCUCGGUUUUCUCAUCUCAUCUGUGCCAAUCAACAAAUGUGCCAUCGUAACAAAGUGAAACAAAAUGUACAACAACUUUAAUACGAACCGAUGCAACAAUUGCUUCCGCGUAAACUGCACAAAACCGUCCACGAAAACGAAGAUAGUAUGCCCGCAUUGCAAGCUAAUCAAGUAUUGUAGCGUUGAGCAUCAGGUAUUCGAUUGGAAUAUACAUCAACCGUUCUGCCAAGCGGUUGCCUCUGUGAUGAAAGCGACCAACGCCGAACACAUACUCGGAUGUGCGGAAGCCAUCCUGGAUAAGCGCGUUGAUGAGCGUGACCGUAAGCGACAGUUGCAGCGGAAAAUUGACUGUGCGAUAUUCUUGGCGGGCAAGGUCCUAAAUCGUCCGUUGGAGUACCAUGAGCGUAUACUUCUACAACACCCGCUCUUGUGCAACGUUUGUCAGAAUGUGUCGUCAGGAAAGCUAAAGCUUUGCGGAGAUUGCCAUCAGGUUGCCUACUGCUCCCAAGAUCACCAGGAUCAGGAUCAACUCAAACAUUCCAAGUGGUGCAAAGAGUAUGCGCUCAAUUUUAUGUUGAACCACGUUGAACCAAAAAUGACUAACCUUACACACAUUCCCGAGCUGGACGACAUAUCGUUUCCAUGCGAUAACUAUAAGUUAGCCGGCGCUGUAACGGGCAGGGAACUUCGAAAACCAUCACCUGAUAUACCUGCCAUGAAUCAGCUGGAAGACCUGAAGUACGCCACGCACUUUUCCUGGGUAGGUACAAUCCUCUACCUGUUACAAACAACUGGCAUACCGGACCAGUUGGGAGACAAACUGGUCAUUUACAUUGUCGGCGCAUGCAAAGAGCCCAUUUAUUUUAAUCGUACAACUUGCGCCGCACUUUUUGCCUACUUACCGAAACUAGAAACGGUUAAAAUCUGCUUCAUCGGGCCUGAAUUACUAACCACCAAGAGUACCGUUUCCAUCAACUAUCACGGGGGUCAGAAGGUAGAGCAUAUGUACUAUAGAUCGCUAUACCACGAGCUACCGGGUAUCUUGGAACAUCCCCAGCUCAUAGUUGCAAUGAACUGUGGCUUUAACGAUAUCAACAAUGCAUCACAACACACCUGGCCACAGACAAUACGCUCCUUGUUGGGCAUUAAGAAUGUAACGUUUGCAUUCACCUCGUACACCUACGCGGAGGCGAUCGAUGACUGCACGAUUGUACUGGGCGAGGCGGAAAGGCUGUACGAGGAGGAGAAGUUUACGUUCGUCAAGCGAGCGGCCAUCAAUCCAUUCCGUGAUCUCCAACCGUUACGCAAUCCGGACAUCCUGGACGAAAAGGAUGAGCUGUACUACGAUAAUGGGUACCUGUCCAUUGCCAUUAGAAAAUAGUUCGGUGGCAACUGAAACGAAUUUUGAUACGAAUUUAUCACACGCAAUUUUAUCAGCAUUUUGUUUUACUUUUUAAAAGAAUUUUAAUAUAAGUCCAAAGUGAAACUUUUACCAGUAAGGAAUUCAGAAUUUUUGUAACAUCUUUUUUAAGAACUAUUUCCAACGUACAAAGCAUUUGAAAACA
Molecule: messenger RNA, 1633 nt
Organism: Anopheles coustani
Lineage: Eukaryota; Metazoa; Arthropoda; Insecta; Diptera; Culicidae
Exons: 3
Coding region: 133-1449 (438 amino acids)
Cellular component (GO): extrinsic component of mitochondrial inner membrane
Source: RefSeq, a predicted model, not a curated record